Molecule: messenger RNA, 678 nt
Organism: Penicillium angulare
Lineage: Eukaryota; Fungi; Ascomycota; Eurotiomycetes; Eurotiales; Aspergillaceae
Exons: 2
Coding region: 1-678 (225 amino acids)
Source: RefSeq, a predicted model, not a curated record
AUGGGUCUUUUCAAGGGGCUUUUAAAGGCUACUGCCGCCGGCAGCGUUGUCUCGGUCGGUGUCUUCUUCGGUGCCACGCGCAAUGACGUCUUCCGAGGCAUGGACGCCUCUGAUCCGAUUUUCCAACACGCCCUCUUCAAAAAGUUCAAUCCCGAAAAUAACCCUACUCUGCAUGACAUGUGCGUGCGACGCGUUCCUCUUGACAAGAUCAAGCCCGAGCUGCUGGAGAAGAACAGCAAACUGACUGAGGCUUUCUGUGCUGGUGUCUGGGGUGGCCUGGGCUACAUGGCCCAACGCGCUUGGUUCGCCAAUAAGUACCAGGGCCCCGAAACCGCUACCCACCUGUGGUCCCGCCAGGAACUCCUCGAAAGCAAAUACGAGGUCGGCACUCUGAUUACCGAUCACUUCGAAGUCGUCGAGAAGACCGAUGAUCAUAUCACAGUCCGUUGCGGCGAUACCCCUCGCCAUCCCGAUGUUCGUCCUUCCGACGGUCUCUUUGAGAUUGGCGCGGUGAUCAAGCAGGAGGAAGGCGUGGCUGAAUUCACCUUGAAGAGUUGCUUCUAUCAGGGUCUGGGCAAAUCUGAGGCUGCUCCCAUGGGUCCCGUUAUGGUCUGGCUGCACCAACAAUACACUAAACUGUGGAUGGAGACCGGCAUUCUGAAGAACUGUGUGCAAUAA